AUGAUUACUCAGGCCCCAACAAAUUAUAUACUACCCCGGCAGUCGAGUGGAGGCGACAGUUGUCCAAGCACAAUUGACGGUGGUACCAUUGCAGGUAUCGUCAUCGGCUCGAUCGCAGGAACCCUUUUUCUGCAAUUGCUAUGGUGGUUCUUCAAGCUACCCGGAGCGUGGGUGUGUUGCGGUGGCAGCGAGUCCGACGACUACAAUCCUCCUAUUGUGCGCGAGCGCGAGCGCUCUACACACCAUCGCAAACGUCGCCGUAGCCAUCCUACUACUACCACUCAUAUGAGCUACGGUACCAGUAGGAUGUCCAGUGUGCGCUCACCACCAAAGGUCUACGAAGUAGCACCACGAUGA
Penicillium soppii is the source of this 357-nucleotide messenger RNA. RefSeq lists its product as uncharacterized. The coding region runs from base 1 to 357 and encodes 118 amino acids. NCBI's taxonomy places the organism in Eukaryota, Fungi, Ascomycota, Eurotiomycetes, Eurotiales, Aspergillaceae. The record is from RefSeq and is a predicted model, not a curated record. The transcript has a single exon.